AUGUCAGACCACGAAUACAAAUUCAACGUAGCUAUGAGCUGUGGUGGAUGCUCUGGAGCUGUUGAACGAAUCCUGAAAAAAUUAGAAGGUGUCAAGUCCUUCGACGUUAGCCUCGAAUCCCAGACUGCUACUAUCGCUACCGAGCCCAGCCUAUCCUACGAUACUGUUUUGGCGGCUAUUAAGAAGACAGGGAAGGCUGUGAAGAGUGGAGAGGCAGAUGGUCAGGCUAUGAGUGUUGAAUAA
Messenger RNA from Penicillium malachiteum, 243 nucleotides. RefSeq names its product copper metallochaperone ATX1. Gene Ontology annotation, molecular function: metal ion binding; copper chaperone activity. The record is from RefSeq and is a predicted model, not a curated record. Bases 1 to 243 code for a protein of 80 amino acids. The transcript has 2 exons. Gene Ontology annotation, biological process: copper ion transport. NCBI's taxonomy places the organism in Eukaryota, Fungi, Ascomycota, Eurotiomycetes, Eurotiales, Aspergillaceae. Gene Ontology annotation, cellular component: cytosol.